UGUGCAAUAAUUUAUUUCAAUUUUGCACUGAUUACUUAUCACUUAUCAGUGAUGUCAUCAUGACUUUAUGCUGCAGGUUCUUCACCUAUUAGAAGCUUAGUGGGCCGGUGUGCGCGGUGAGCCAGCGCCCAGGGCGGCGCCGGUACGGUCCGGGUGAGGCGCAGCGGGCCGCCGGGCGCUCCCUGCCGCCUCGCCAUGGAGCUGUCGCCGACCUACUCCGAGUCGCCGCCGGACGGCUCGGUAGCAGCCGCCUGCUGCGACUUCACCACCUGCUGCUACUCGGGCCUGUGCGCCGUGCUCUGCUUCACCGGCGUGGCCAUCACGUUCAUCUUCAGCUCUGCGCCGGACCAGGACGCGGGCCUGGGUGUGGCGACUCCACAGACCUGGCUGCUCGGGCCUGUUCUCAUCCUACUCAGUGUGCUGGUGGCCGUCAAAACGCUGAUGCACGUGCGCAAGCAGCGGCUGCGUCUGGCCGGUGGCCGGCAGCGGCGGCGCAGACGGCGGCGUCGGCCUGACUCGCUGGACCAGGCCGAGCUCGAGUCGGGCUUGGAGCUGUCGCUGCCGCCGCGCGGACACGACCUGCCGCCUUCCUACGAGGAGGUGAUGAAACUGAUGCAGGAGGAGCGGCGAGGACCGCCGCCGCCGCCUCCCCCUCCGCCUCCGCCGCUCCCACCGCCAGCGGAGGUGGUGCAGUGAUAGAGGGCUCACUCACACGUGCACACUGCGGUCUGGAGACCGCGCAGCCAGGUAGCCGGGCCAUACACAGCGAGGUGGUGAGUACAUGGCGGAGAUUACCUACCCGCCUGUACAGGGUGCGACUGGCUGGACGCUGUAUGUCUGGAUGUGAUCGAUGUGACACGUACAGUGUGCGUGUCACACAUACUCCAAGAAGUAUGUGACAGGUUCGAUGUGACGGAUGUUAGAGCCUUCCGCUGGAAGAGUCGAUGAUCUGAUUAAAAGUUAACUGCGCUCCAUAGCGCGUGGUCGAUGGUUGACCACGUACCAACACUGCUGAUCAAAAUAAGACGACGGCAUUUAAAACGCGCCAACUAAGGCGUACGUUUGUCGCUCAAAGUUGACAGUCCUCUGAGCUCCUGCGACUCCCUCAGACUCUUCUGGGUGGUUAAAUUGGUCAUUGGCCGGUGUCAUGGCUAACGCAGGCUGUUCUGGUAGGAAGGAGGGGGAGAGCGUACGAAUGCUCCGGAUUGCCGGGAAAGUACCGGGGUAGUGAUUCAAUGCUAUCGGUUUUCAAUGUCCCCGUGGAUGAUGCUGAACAGUACUCGGUAUGUAACUAGACUCAAAUGAGAUUGGCUUUGAUAGCCAUUGUUUACCUUUUGGAAUGUGCUCACUUUCCAAUGUUUAACUGCACCCAGUCCACAAAGCGGUUGUGGUAUUCUCUUACUAGUUGCACAAUAAGCUAAGCAAAACUCAAGAUGUUCCUUUUAUUUUCGCAUGCAUUUUUCAUAAUAAGGCACAUGCUAUUUGAGUAAAUGGCAAUAUUGUAGGAAGCGACAGCGUUCGGUUUUACUGUUUCGAUUGUCUAUUUUGCUCGUGUCUGUGUUUAUUGUCAUUAGGUGUUUGGAUUGGGUGUUUUGCCAUACCGUUGGCGUCCGAAGAAAACUGAAGUCUUCUACGAGGAGCUUUACCGUCAGACUUGUGUCGGGCCGGCAGC
Messenger RNA from Amphibalanus amphitrite, 1672 nucleotides. RefSeq names its product trem-like transcript 1 protein. Lineage: Eukaryota; Metazoa; Arthropoda; Thecostraca; Balanomorpha; Balanidae. The record is from RefSeq and is a predicted model, not a curated record. Bases 196 to 696 code for a protein of 166 amino acids. The transcript is spliced from 3 exons.